CUUCCAUUAUAUUUCUUCUCUAUUAUCAUUUCCUCCAAAACCCUAAUCCUUCCCCUUAUUGAGAAUUGUAUGAAUCUUGAAAAAUAAAAGAAAUAUUUGAAGGAGGAUCAAGAAAGAAAUUAAUAGAAUCCGGGAUUCACUUAUUAUGCAAAUUUGAAGCUACAAACUGUUGUUUUUAUUCAGGGUAUUUCAAUUUGAGGGGCUUUUUUCCUUGAGCUGCUUCUUGAGAGGUGGCUCCAUCUACAGGAAGACAUUGUCAAUACAAGGAUGCUAUAUACAUAAGUGAUGGACUCUUAAGUAUGUAAGUGGAGGCAGUACCAUCCUAGAACAUAUGCACCAGUAAGUGAAAAUAAAGUUGAGGCCCUUGCACCACCGACUUUACUCAUGGAUUCUGAGCAAGAGAGUGAAGGAAGAAGAGAUUCAGAUGCUACUUUAGAUGAAAGUGAAAUAGGGUCAUCUAAAAGUUCAGAAUAUUCUCAAUCCAUCUCGUCUUCGUCAUCAGGCUCUUCUUCAGAUGAUUACAUCCAAGUGGAUCCAAAAAUAGUAUUCAACUCUGUCCCAUCGGGUGUAGAAUCUUCUAAAUCUCACUCCGAUGCGAAACUUAUAUCUCAAAGUGAUACGUGCCAUCAAUUGGAAGAAUCCUCGAAAACUUCUACAAGUUCCACCUCACAGGUUUCAGAUGUCACUCAUGAAUCUGCAUUCCCGACCAUGUCACCUACACAAUCUCCUUCUAUACAGGUGAUGGAAAGGCAGGCAGUUUUUGAUCCCAAUAGAAUUCCCUCUUCCGUUUUUGGGAGUAAGGAUUCGUCCUCUAAGGAAUGGAGCAGUGCUUCUAACGAAUCAUUGUUCAGUAUCCACACUGCUGGAAAUGGUAGUCCUGCAAGGGAUGAUAUUGUAAUGACUGAUGGAGAUUUCAAACGGUCAAAGAAACGAGACAACUCAUGUGCAGCAUUAGAUAAAUAUGAAGAAAUUAAUAAGUCUGGCAAGCCAACUAGGUUUAGGCAGCCCUUGCCAGCUGCAAAAGGAAGAGAAUGUAAGGAAAAGAUACAUGAGAAAGGAAGGAAUGUAAAUGCUGUAAACAACCUGUUACCAGCAGGUUCAGAUGAACCAACAAAGAGAGUUGUCCGUUUUAGAGAGGAAAUAAAAGUAGGAGACAUCAGAAAUCAUUCUGCUGCCCUUGGCCUCUCUGAUGGAAAUAAAGGCUUUAGGGACUCCUGCACUGCCGUUUGCCAUUCUGAUGGGAAUGGCACGUCUUCUGUCUUUCCAAUAAAAAAGAAGUCUUCUUGGUGGUCAUGCUGUUGUUCUUGUAGUAGCGGUUCUUGCUGCUCAAGUUGGCCAAGCUGCUCGUUGAAGUGCUCAGGUUGCUCUUGUAAGUGGUUAAGCUGCUCAGGUUGCUCUUGUAAGUGGCUAAGCUGCUCAGGUUUCUCCUUUAAGUGGCUAAGCUGCUCGAGUUUCUCUUGUAAGUGGCUAAGUUGCUCAGGUUGCUCUUGUAAGUGGCCAAGCUGCUCAGGUUGCUCUUGUAAGUGGCCAAGCUGCUCAGGUUGUUCUUGUAAGUGGCCAAGCUGCUCAGGUUGCUCUUGUAAGUGGCCAAGCUGCGCAGGUUGCUCUUGUAAGUGGCCAAGCAUGCCUGUCGGCUGCUGCAAAUGGCCAUGCAGCCAUGGUGGUUGCUGCAAAUGGCCGAGCUGCCAAUGUAAGUGUUUUACCUCGCUACGCUGCUGCUCCUAGUGUCCAACUUCUCGUAGCAACUGCAAGUGCCUGACAUGGCAAAGCUCUGUGCGCAACUUUUUUGCACUGUAGCUGGGCGUUCUGCUUUGUGGGACUAUAAAUUAUUUGAUCUUGCCAGUUUGACGGAAGAGGAACGGUGUAUGUGAAAAGGAUAGCCUGAGCACCAGCAUACCCAUUGAGCUCUGCAGUGGCUUCUAAGGAGCAUUCCAAAAGCUAUUGUACCUGCCUCGUGUUCGUGUGGUUCAUGCCCUUCUUGAUUCCUUCCAUCUCUACUCUAGCUGUUGCUUAGGACGAGAAGGCCCAAUUCCAUUUCGGCCCUCCUCCUACUUCUGCCUCGUUCAUUAAAAAUGCUUGCCACCCACAUGCAUAGGUUCCGUAGAAUCAAGAGAAUUUAGAAGUUUUAAGUAUGCAUAAUGUUAUCAGCAGCAACAAGCUUGGCAAAAUUGUGGAGAUUCAUAGUAGCUAAUCUAUUCAAGCAUUGAACAAUGUCCAAUAACUUGAAUUCUUUUAGUGUAUAUAAGUAGGCAGUGGGGCUUAGAUAUAUUUGUUGCCUCACAUUACUUAGUCCAUCAUUGCGCAACCAUUUCUUUCCUUUUUCAAGCUGGGAGAAGAAAAGGUGGGAAGAGAGAAUAUGGAGGUGGUCAAGUGAACACCCUUCAUUGGAGAAUU
Molecule: messenger RNA, 2394 nt
Organism: Nicotiana attenuata
Lineage: Eukaryota; Viridiplantae; Streptophyta; Magnoliopsida; Solanales; Solanaceae
Exons: 5
Coding region: 385-1725 (446 amino acids)
Source: RefSeq, a predicted model, not a curated record